UCAGUUCUCACCACCUCGUUUUCUUUCAAAUCUCUUUAAUAACGGCAAUAUUUCAACUGCACAAAAUCAAAACACGAACACGAAGAAUCAACCGCUUCCGAUUAACUUUUUGAUUCUUGUUUCAAUUCAGAUCCUCUUCAAUUUCACAUCUCUCAUAUUGAACAUCAAAACAGUACGAAUCCGUUUGAUACAUACAACUGUCAUUCAUACAGAAAUUUUCACUUCACUCGAAGAAUCUUGAGUAAAAUUCUGAACGAUCAUCUUCCAGAAGUUCUGCAAUGCACCGUUUGGGUAUUGCACGCAGUGCCUCUAAUUCAGUCCGCCCUUCAAAGGAAAAGAGAUUUACUUAUGUAUUGAAUGAUGGCGAUGACACAAAGCAUUGUGCAGGUGUGAACUGUUUGGCUGUAUUAAAGUCAUCAAAACCAGAUCGUUCAAGUUACCUCUUCACGGGGAGCCGUGAUGGCACGUUAAAGAGAUGGGAAUUGAAUGAGGAGGAUGCCACCUGUUCAGCAACCUUUGAAUCUCAUGUUGACUGGGUCAAUGAUGCAGUCCUCGUAGGAGAGAAUACCCUUGUAUCCUGUUCUUCAGAUACUACUGUCAAGACAUGGGAUUGCCUUUCUAGCGGAAUUUGCACUAGAACUUUCCGUCAACACACAGAUUAUGUCACGUGUCUUGCUGCAGCAGAAAAAAACUGCAAUAUUGUUGCCUCUGGUGGGCUAGGUGCUGAGGUUUUCAUUUGGGACAUUGAAGCUGCAUUUACGCCCCUAAGCAAAUCCGGUGAGGCAGCAGACGAGGAUCAUCCAAUUGACACCAAUGGAUCAAGUAACGGUAUUUCGUCACAAACAAAUUUGCCGCAAGGAUAUGUUCCUAUUUCUGCUAAAGGACGUAAAGAAUCUGUGCAUGCGUUAGCAAUGAAUGAUACCGGAAAUCUUCUGGUUUCUGGCGGAACAGAAAAGGCUGUACGUGUUUGGGACUCAAGAACUGGUUCAAAGAUGAUGAAGCUAAGAGGACAUACAGAUAAUAUUAGGGCUUUGCUUCUUGAUUCAACGGGGAGGUUCUGUUUAUCAGGAUCCUCUGAUUCUAUGAUCAGAUUGUGGGAUCUUCGGCAGCAGCGAUGCGUGCACUCAUAUGCUGUUCAUACAGAUUCUGUUUGGGCUCUUGCUAGCACUCCAAAUUUCAGUCAUGUUUAUAGUGGUGGAAGAGAUCUUUCAUUGUACUUAACAGACCUUCAAACAAGGGAGAGUAUAUUACUCUGCACAAACGAAUACCCUAUUCAGCAACUAGCGAUGCAUGAUGAUGGUAUCUGGGUUGCAACCACUGAUUCUUCGGUUCAUAGAUGGGCUGCUGAAGGUCAAAAUCCAAAAAAGCUGUUUCAAAGUGGCGGUUCUUUCCUAGCCGGCAAUUUGUCGUUUUCAAGAGCAAGGGCUUCCUUUGUAGGAUCUACUCUUGUUCCUCUGUAUCGAGAACCAACAUUCAGUAUCAACGGAAUUCCAGGGAUAGUGCAGUAUGAAAUUUUGAACAACAAACGCCAUGUUCUAACUAAGGAUAACGCUGGUUUUGUUAAGCUUUGGGAGAUCACUAAAGGUGUUGUGACAGAGGACUACGGACAGGUUUCAUUUGAAAAGAAGAAGGAAGAACUGUUUGAGAUGGUCAGCAUUCCCACUUGGUUCAGUGUAGAUAGUAGGCUUGGAAACUUGUCGGUGCAUUUGGAUACCCCGCAAUGCUUUUCUGCAGAGGUGUAUUCUGCUGAUCUUAACAUUCCUGAGAAAGCAGAAGAUGACAAGGUCAAUUUAGCACAAGAAACGCUCAAAGGACUAUUUGCUCAUUGGCUCUCGAAGAAAAAACAUAAAUCCGGAUCCCAAGACGGUGCACACGAAAACGAGAGUACAGUUCAUCCUCCAUUUGAGUUCUCAACUACUUCCCCUCCUUCAAUUAUCACCGAGGGGUCCCACAAUGGCCUAUGGAGGAAGAAAAUCACCGAAAUGGACGGUACCGAAGAUGAACAAGACUUGCCUUGGUGGGUCUUAUAUUGCAUUUUGCAUAACCGAUGUCCGCCACGCCAACAGACCAUUUUUAGCUUUUAUUUGCAGCCUUAUGAAGGUCUCACUAUCCAGACCAUGAGACAAGGGAAGCUGAAUGCACCUAGUUAUUUAAGAAUACGCAGUGUUUCUAAUUAUGCUGCGGACAAGUUGGUUACGGAGAAACAGUUGGAUAGCUGUGGUGAUCUUAUGCCUUCUGUAGAAAUCUUAUGCAAUAAUCAAGUCUUGAAAUCUGACAUGACCGUAGCUACCGUGCGUGCUUAUAUAUGGAAAAGGCAUGAGGAUCUUGUUCUUCACUACAGGAUCAUGCCUGAAACAUGAAUUCUUCAUGUGGUAAUAUCUUUAGCUAUUGAUUAAACACGACGAGAGCUAUCGAGUUUAAGGAAAUGGUACAAGGAUUUGUGGAUCUCGUUAAGAACUUAGUAUUUUUUGUACAUUAUUUAAGAAAGAAAGCUUUACUGUGAUAAAAAAUAUA
Messenger RNA from Helianthus annuus (common sunflower), 2514 nucleotides. Its product is annotated as WD repeat-containing protein 48. Gene Ontology annotation, molecular function: ubiquitin binding. The record is from RefSeq and is a predicted model, not a curated record. NCBI's taxonomy places the organism in Eukaryota, Viridiplantae, Streptophyta, Magnoliopsida, Asterales, Asteraceae. Gene Ontology annotation, biological process: protein deubiquitination; double-strand break repair via homologous recombination. The transcript has 18 exons. Bases 279 to 2360 code for a protein of 693 amino acids.